AUGGAUGAAAUGUUCGACGUGUUUGAGGGCGGAGCGGAUGCCCCCAGCACUAGCGAAGACGAGCGAGUGCCUCAGAAGAGCCGGAACCGCGACAAGACGAAGAAGAGAAAGGCCGACGAGGCCGUCCACAGCAACGGCAAAAAGCAGGAGGAUGUUGAGAUGGAGGACGCUGCCGAGACAUCCAAAUACGACGCUUCCGACGACGAAGAGUCCGAUGACCCUACCCAGCAAGACAAGAAGCGGAGGAAAAAGGAGGACGAUGCGGGUCCCGUCAUGACCGAUACUUUCCAGACGGCCGAGUCGAGAGAGGUUGCCGGCGCAGCCACCUUUGUGCCCCAGGACUCGUCUUUGGUGUUGUCGCAUAACAUUCAGCAUCAGGUCGCCCUGCCCCCGGACCUGGAUUACGAAUACGUUCCCUUGUCCGAGCACAAGGCGCCCAAGGAACCUGCGAGGACGUACAGCUUCAAGCUCGAUCCCUUCCAGAGCCUGUCGGUGGCGUCCAUCGAGCGCGACGAGAGUGUACUUGUAUCAGCGCAUACUUCUGCUGGAAAGACUGUCGUUGCCGAGUAUGCUGUUGCACAGUGUCUGAAGCGCAACCAGAGAGUCAUCUACACGAGUCCGAUCAAGGCUCUGAGCAACCAAAAGUACCGAGAUUUCGAGGCCAUCUUUGGCGAUGUCGGUUUGAUGACGGGUGAUGUCACCAUCAACCCGACGGCUAGUUGCUUGGUAAUGACGACUGAAAUUUUGCGAUCCAUGUUGUACCGCGGUUCUGAGAUUAUGCGAGAAGUUGCGUGGGUUAUCUUUGACGAGAUUCACUACAUGCGCGACAAGACGCGAGGUGUCGUCUGGGAGGAGACCAUCAUCAUGCUUCCCGACAAGGUCCGAUAUGUCUUCCUGUCGGCCACUAUCCCCAACGCCUUCCAGUUCGCUGAGUGGAUUGCCAAGAUCCACCACCAGGCCUGUCACGUCGUGUACACUGAUUUCCGACCCACGCCGCUUCAAAACUACUUCUUCCCCUCAGGCGGCACCGGAGCCAGACUCGUCGUGGACGAGAAGAGCAACUUUAACGAGCAAAACUUCAACCUGGUUAUGCAGGAGGUGGAGGAUAAGAAGGGUGCUGAUCCUGCGGAUGCCAACGCACGAAUGAAAGGAAAGGGCAAGAACAAGAAGACCAACAAGGGCGGUGCGGACAGCGGCUCCGACAUUCACAAGAUCAUUCGAAUGACCAUCAAGAAGAAGUUUAACCCCGUCAUUGUCUUCAACUUCAGCAAGCGAGAAUGCGAAAACAUGGCUAUGAAUAUUUCUAGCCUUAGCUUCAACGACGACUCGGAAAAGGCCAUGGUGCGCAAGGUCUUUAGCAGCGCCAUUGAGAGCUUGUCGGAGCAGGACCGCGACCUUCCCCAGAUUGUGCACCUCCUUCCCCUGUUGGAGAGAGGCAUUGGUGUGCAUCAUUCGGGUCUGUUGCCCAUUCUCAAGGAGACCAUUGAGAUUCUGUUCCAAGAGUCCCUCAUCAAGGUCCUCUUCGCGACUGAGACUUUCUCCAUCGGCCUGAACAUGCCUGCCAAGACUGUCGUCUUUACGCAGGUGACCAAGUGGGAUGGCAUCAAGAGGCGACCCCUCACCUCUUCCGAGUACAUUCAGAUGGCUGGUCGAGCUGGUCGUCGUGGUCUGGAUGCUCGAGGUAUCGUCAUCAUGAUGAUUGACGACAAGCUCGAGCCCGAUACCGCUAAGGAAAUCGUCACUGGUCAACAAGAUCGUCUCAACUCUGCUUUCUACCUGGGAUACAACAUGAUUCUGAACUUGCUGAGAAUCGAGGCUAUCUCGCCCGAGUACAUGCUGGAGAGAUGUUUCCACCAGUUCCAGAAUGCGUCUAGUGUUCCGUCUCUGGAAAAGGACUUGAUGUCUCUGCAACUGCAGCGAGAUUCCAUGACAAUUCCCGACGAGUCGACCGUCAAGGACUACUACCAGAUCCGCCAGCAGCUCAACACUUACACUAAGGACAUGCGAGCUGUCAUCCAGCACCCCAAUUACUGCCUGUCAUUCCUCCAACCUGGUCGAUUAGUCCAAAUCUUCAACCCCAAGGAGUCGGUCGAGACAGUUGGCGGUGGUGUCGACUUUGGCUGGGGUGUCAUUGUUGACCACAAGGCACGUCGGUCCCCCAAGCUUGGAGAGCCUGAGCACAUCCCUCAGGAGUCGCACAUUGUCGAUGUCUUGCUCCCAAUCUCCAAGUCAAGUGCCGAAUUCGCUCCUGGACAGCCUGCUGCCGAGAUGCCUCCUGGUCUGAAGCCGUCCGCCGACGAGGGCGACAUCAUUCAUGUUGUGGUCCCCUGCCUGCUGACCUGCGUCAAGGCUAUCAGCCAGAUCCGCUUGUUUUUGCCCAAAGAGGGUCUGAAGUCGGAGCAGGACCGGGAACAACUUAGAAAGUCUUUGUCCGAGGUCAAGCGCCGCUUCCCCGAUGGCUUGCCCAUUCUGGAUCCCCUCGAGAACAUGGAGAUUACCGACGACUCGUUCAAGAAACUCCUUCGAAAGAUUGAGGUCCUCGAGUCAAGACUACUGGCCAACCCCCUGCAUCUGUCUCCCCUUCUACCUUCACUCUGGGACCAAUACCACUCCAAGGUCCAGCUUGCGGAGACAGUCAAGGAAAAGAAAAAGGCUAUCAGCAAGGCCCACAGCAUUGCUCAAAUGGACGAGCUCAAGUCCCGCAAGCGAGUCCUGCGCCGACUCGGAUUCAUCAACGAUGGCGAAGUCGUUCAGCUCAAGGCUCGUGUCGCCUGCGAGAUUUCUUCGACAGAAGGCCACGAACUUCUUCUCUCCGAGUUGCUCUUUGACCGCUUCUUCAACGAGCUGACUCCCGAGACGUGUGCUGCAGUACUCAGCAUCUUCAUCUUUGAUGAAAAGGUUGAGACGGCGGCGCUCAAGGAGGACCUCCAGAAGCCGUUCCGCGAGAUCCAAGCCAAGGCGAGAAUCAUUGCCAAGGUCAGCCAGGAGUGCAAGCUCGACGUCAACGAGGAGGAGUAUGUACAGAAGCUCAAGUGGCAGCUGAUGGAGACGGUUUACACAUGGGCCCAAGGACGACCUUUUGCCGAGAUUUGCAAAAUGACAAACACCUAUGAAGGCUCGUUGAUCCGUCUCUUCCGCCGACUGGAGGAGCUGCUGCGACAGAUGGCUCAGGCCGCCAAGGUCAUGGGCAACGACGACUUGACCAAGAAGUUCGAGGAUAGUCUUUCCAAGAUCCGCAGGGACAUUGUCGCCGCCCAGAGCUUGUACUUGUAA
Ilyonectria robusta is the source of this 3273-nucleotide messenger RNA. RefSeq names its product rRNA-processing arch domain-containing protein. The record is from RefSeq and is a predicted model, not a curated record. The transcript is spliced from 2 exons. Gene Ontology annotation, molecular function: ATP binding; RNA binding; RNA helicase activity. Bases 1 to 3273 code for a protein of 1090 amino acids. Gene Ontology annotation, cellular component: nucleus. Gene Ontology annotation, biological process: RNA catabolic process; maturation of 5.8S rRNA. NCBI's taxonomy places the organism in Eukaryota, Fungi, Ascomycota, Sordariomycetes, Hypocreales, Nectriaceae.